Molecule: messenger RNA, 14773 nt
Organism: Protopterus annectens (West African lungfish)
Lineage: Eukaryota; Metazoa; Chordata; Ceratodontiformes; Protopteridae
Gene: ZNF469
Product: zinc finger protein 469
Exons: 2
Coding region: 336-13361 (4341 amino acids)
Source: RefSeq, a predicted model, not a curated record
UAGUUACUCUGAAGAACAAGACCUUCCCUUCAACUGCCUAGCGCAAUGAACCAUAUGAAAAAGGAACAGUCGAGUGUUACAAUGGAGUUAUAUAACACUGUCCUUUUCAAAGAGAAUGAGACGAUUUCCAGGGCUUAUCUCUCGUCAAAAAUGGGUAACGUCAGACACAUCUUGGCAAACUAGAAUGCAGAUCGAAUUAUUUUCACCUCGCACAGAUUCUGCUAGAGAAUGGAUGUAGCUGGAGGAUGAAAUGCCAUGUACGGCAGAAGACGAAAAAGAUCCUAAUGAUGUGAUACCAAGGAAACGGCUAUUUUCAGUUCCUAUGGUUUAGUAUCAUGACGGGAGAGACCCAGCAUGUUUAUGGGAUCAGUGAUUCUGAAAAAAAAAGCAAACAAGACAGAGAGGCUGUCUGUGAACACUUCACCGAGAAGGACGUUCAGGAUUUUUGUGGCAAUUUUUUGGACAGCUCUGAUCAUACUUCAGAAAUUGGUUCACACUACUGCAUCAAAGAAAAGGAGUCUCAUACUCAAAGGGAAGCUGUGAUUCGACCACAGCAAGCAGGAAAGAUUGACUUUAAAUCUCUGCAAGGCCGAUCUCAGUUUACCUGUGAUGGAACUUGGAGCAGUAACAAGGGUAACCCGCAGUCACCCACUAGUAAAAAUCGUCUGAGAGACAAAACAAAAAGGGUUGGAAAAGGAGAUAGCAAUCCACAUCAGCUUUAUAGACUCAGCAUUGCAAACUCCCGGGCCAACCCUACUAUUGGAAUAGCCUAUCCACAACAAAAAGUAACUCCGCAAAAAAAAUUAGAAGCAAAUGCAAAUCGUGGUCCUGUAACAGGCAGUUAUCACUUUCACAUCUCCAAUUUACCGGAAGGUGAAACAGCAUUACAGUUAGAUGAUCUCAGUUUUAACCAGUGCUUCUCAGAUUCUUCUGUGAACCUUACCUCCUCAAGCUAUACUUCCCAGGUUGCUGCUUCAACACAGCCACAUCACACAGUAAAAACACAGCAACCAACAAGCAUUUCUAGAGACACUGCGAAUGCAGACAGUCAACUACAGUAUUCGGAUUUCCAAAUCAAUGGGGCCGACAGUUGGCAUGCUGCAGACAAGGAUGUUGGAUCAUCUAGCUAUGAUGUCUCUGCAGAGAAACCAUACACAUUUCCAGGAAACAGCAAAUCCAAUACACAGGAUUUUGAACUUAUGCCGUAUCAUUAUCCAUUCCAGCACUUGCAGGAUGCAGUUGCAGUCCCCUUUGGUAGUGACCAAAGUGCUCAGAGUCAGGAUUAUUUGGACUCUUCCCUGGCUCAUAGUCAGGCAGCUCAUGGUGCUUUUGUCUUCCAUUCAGGAGGCAAAGAUGACUCUGCUAGCAAUGGUCAUUACAACAGCUUGCAGCAAGAUGGCAGGGCAUAUGUUAUGCCUUCCCAGCAGGCUCCAUUUUUACAUGUUCAGCCUCAAAGUGUUCUACAUCAGGCAUCUGUCCCUUGCUACAAAGGGCGGAAUGAGCAUCCUGGUGAUAUUAAUGGUGCUAUAUCCUCUGGUGCUAAUGAUUCUUCAGGUGCUACACAGCAAACUCUGAAUGUUUUCUCAGAGAACCAGUCUACUUUUCCAUCCAGUGAGUUUAGUUUACACAACAACAAUACAGCGUCUAUUCAUAAGAGAGUCUCAGCUGCAAAAGAUAAUGGGGCCAGUCAUCAAAUGGUACCCCAAGGGAACUCUGUAAGGAGGAAUGCAGCACAGAAUUCUUUAUCCCAACAGCACUUUCAGACCAAAUCUUACAGUACAUCAGUUAAUGGUGUAAAGACUGCCACAGUGCCUUUUGACAAAAACAUUUCAAAUACAGUCCAACCCCAUUCCCAAGUACCACAGACUUGGGAAGGGACAAACACAAUAUUCUCUGCUGCUGGGCAGAACUGUGCACCUUAUUCCACUUCUGUUGGAAAUCAUUUUUCAUUUCACUGCCAGUCAAGUAAUGAGCAAAGACAGCAAAUGUCAAAAAAUCGGUCGCCUUGGCAACAAAUACAACUUACUGCAGCAAUGCCGAACCAGAACAGAAUAGAUCUGUCCAGACAGCUCAGCAACCAAACUCCUUUUACUGCUGUGGACUGGCAAGGGGGUAAGCCAGCCCAGUCAAAUGCACCCCUUAACAGUUCAUCAGGUUUUCACAACAAAAUGCAUAUGACAGGGGACGGGUACACUAGCAUGAAAGUCAAUGCAGUUCCACAAAACUGCAAUGCAGCUAACUUCACAUUUGAAAAUGGAGGAGACGUAGACUCAACAGUAAGUGAUUCUAGAUAUAAAAAUGGUUUCUUUGGGAUGAGUCACCCUGUACCAACAGUCUCUUCAAGAAGUUUCACUAACCAUUUAGCAACAGUGGCCCCUGUCACAGUCAUGUCAUCUCCAUAUGCAUCUCCUCAAGCUUCACCUGUUCCUAACCCAGCAUGCAGUAGCACAUGUUCAACCCUUUCUCCAGUAUCUAGUAGCCCUUCUAACACUAGUCUUGAUGACAUUCAAUUGCAGAAAAGCAUCACAACAUCAACAUUUAGUCAUCAAUCAUGCAGCUUGAAAGAAGACAAAAUAUUUCCAGCUGCUGACCAGAUGGCUACUAACCUCCUUCAGUACCAUCAGACUGAUCCUUUAAGAAGCCUCAGUUUUCCUAAUGCAGGAAACAAGGAUAAUCUAAAUCUCAACAACCUUCAGGAGCAUCAGUUUCACAGACCAAACAUGGAAAAUAUCAAGGGAUGUCAAAAUGACUUUGAAUGUGAGCCUCCACCACCAUAUUCAUCACACCAUAUGCUAACCAGCUCACUUAGCAAUGCCAGUCUAGAGCACCUAGAUAUUCUUCUGACUUGCAAACAAUGUGACCAAAAUUUCAACAACCUUGUAUCCUUUCUGGACCACCGCCAGUACUGUGGAUCACAUUCUGUAUGUCAGACAGAGCUCAAAGAUGUUUCACGAGAUUGCAGAAGAUAUCAGUCAGAGGUAUUUAAUACUUCCCUGCCAUCUUCAAGCUUAUCAGUAUCAAGGCCUUUUGAUCUCAGUUUGGUUUUACAAGGUUCAAACAAAAACAGUGAGUUUCUCCUAGACUGUGAUAACAAAGGAGAAACUAAGGAUGAUUCCUUAAAACCUAGCAUGGCAAAUAGUCUUGCAGCAAACUCAUUGCCAGUAACAGCUUCUGAAAUGGAAAUUGAUGCCAAACUUGACAGUUUGAUUACUGAAGCACUGAAUGGCCUUGGUUACCAGUCAGAUAAUGCAGAGAUUGACAGCAGCUUCAUAGAUGGCUUUGUAGAUGAUGAGAUCUGCACUGCAAAGGCUGCUGUGAGUGUACUGGCUGGUAGGGUGAAAGACAGUUUUCCUGUAGAGGAGAGUCUGAAACAAAUACGGCCAGAUAAAACAGCACUUCAUACAAAUGACAAAUUCUUCUGUGAAGAAAACAGUCAUGUAGGAAAGAAAUACAAAAACAAGAAUUCAGAAAAGAGAAAUAGUGCAGAAAGUAUCAAACCCUGCUUGAUGGCUGUGAAAGAUCAAAUUCCAGAUAAACCUCUGGAAAAUAAAAGGACAAGAACUAAUUUAGGAGACCAACUAAUGAAAGAAAGAUCAUCAGAGAAAAAUUCAAAGUUAAAAGGAGGAAGCAAAAUUAUUCAUCCGAAAGAGCAAGGGAUUGUAAACAAAUUAAAGCCAUACUUCACACCAAAGAAUAAUUUGGAAUAUAAAGGCAGACAGGAUGAUUAUCAGUCACAUACUUCUCAGGCAAUGUGUAAGGAUGCAACAUCUGUAAAGAGUGACUCAAAAGUGUGCAAGUUCCCAGCAAAUGAUACAAAAAGGAAAAAGAGUACAGGAGGGUCAUGGAGCAAAGAACUUAUCCAUAAAAUAGUUCAGCAAAAAAACAAACAUCAUAAGCUGCAUGUUAAAGGAAACAAACAUUUUCAGUUUUCACUGGUUACAGAAAAGUUGAUGCCAACAACACAUAUUGGCAAGUAUGGUGAAUAUGACUAUGUUUCUGAUUCUGAUGAUGAGGGUUUAAAUCACCAAAAAAUCACAACUAGAGGCCAUUCUGAAUUCAUUUUAAAGGGUAAGAUGAAAUAUAACUCUGAACAUGAAAAUCAAGUUGAAUCCAAUAAAAACAAAGAGACAAACUGGAGAUUUGCAGAGCAACAACAAAUCCAAUCUCAAAAUGUUUGCAAGGAUGCAGGAAGUAAAAGUAAAAGAAGGAAAUAUUAUAGCGGGAGAGCUCGGAGAAGCAGACAGUCAUCCAGCAGUAGUGACCUGAGCACAUCCACAGAUGUUUCAAGUGAAAGCACACCCAGUCCAAAAAGCACUGACAGAACGGAGUCUGACAAUGAGAAUAACUCUAUUACUUCUAAACGAAAGUCAUCAAGCAUAAAAGACAAACUACCAUACCUUCCAGACAGAAAUAGCAACACUGAUGAGAACUGUGUUAAAGGUUAUGAAUUCUCAAGAACUUCUAAAAGGCUUGGCUCUGCUAAAUUUUUGCUUACUGAUGCUAAAUUACGCCAAAGCAGACCAUAUGUUGCAUCAACUAUAUUUUCUUCCAAAGCCUGCCAGCCACGUUCAACAGGAAGUGGUUGUGAGGAGAAGACUGACUCCAGCAUCAAUUUUGAUGGGAAUUACUCCAAGAGAAAUAUAGAGGCCAAGCCUGCAAUUUCAACUAAUCAUAAUGAUAACAUAUCAAACAGUCUUCCAGAAUGUGACAACACAGCUAAUGUGGUGCAAAUUAGUAAAGAGAUGCAGAACCAGUUUUCACCAGUAAACCAGAACACCACAGACUACCCUAUGGUUUUAGCAGUGAAAAAUAUGUUUCAGGCAACAGAAAAUACAGGUACCAACAUUAACUGUAGGCAGUCUAGUAUUAAUGUUUUGAAGAGCAGAGUUACAUACAGUGACUCUAAAGAAUUUGAGUCACAGGGUACCUGUCUCAAAGAUAACUCUGAUGGACUAAUACUAAAUAAAGAAAUGUGUAACGACUCCACUUUUGGGAGUUCCAAUGGAAAUACAUAUGAAACCAAAGAGUCAUUUCAGAAGUACAGCCCUUCUGAUAUUCAGAAGCCUGUCAUCACAACCAUUUCACAAGCAGAAUAUGUACCUACAUGCCAUACUGGACUUAAUACUAAUUCAUUUGAAAAGAGCCAUAGUGAACAGGGUAUUACUUUUUUUCCUGCAGAGAAUGAAAAGAACAAAGUCUGCUCGCCAUUUGCAUUUGACUCACCAUCAAUGUUUGGAGAAUUUCCAGUAACAGCAUUUGAUAGCCCAGUCUAUAACACAAACCAAGCCAGCAGAAGUGAAAGGUGCCAGCACUUGUAUUCACCAUUUUUGCUAGAAAGAGAGUGGGCCCUCAUGGAAGAUGUCACGACAGUCUUGGAAGGUAACACUACUCAGCUUACAAACCCCUUUGCUGAGAAGCAACUAAGUAAGAAAUGUAUUGAGGAAGGGCCAUCUGCUUUAAGUAAGGUAUCCACACCUGCGUCCGAGUUUAGUACUGUAUUUCCAGCCAGCAUUUCGGUUGAUGAAUCGGAGAUUAAAAAACUUGUCACAGAACUGGAGAAUAAACUUCAAAAAAGCAAACAAAGUCAUAGCACUCCUGAAACACGGCAUUCUUUGGAAACACAAAUAAAUUCAGGUACAGAAGCAGACACUAACAAUUUUUCUCUAACUGUAGAACAGAAUAUGGGAAAUCACAAUGAGUUAUUUUUCACUAGUGAUUUUGACAGCUUUCGAGACACAAAUCUUCUUGAAGCAAAAGAAGGUGUUGCCAGCAUUCCUAUCAGUAAUGCUGCAGAUCAAACUCAGGACCAGGCUAAUGAACUCCCUGACAAUUUGUGGACUUCCCAUCUUAGGUCUUUCAAUGAGCAGGCACAAGGUCAUUUACCACUCGGUGAUGAUACAGAUUCAUUGAAUACAUUUUGCUCUGCACAAGAAGAUGGCUUAUUUCACUUAUUAAGAACAGCUAGCAGUUCUGUAAAGGCAGGAACAAAAGAUACUAAAAGUAACUGUAACAGUCCUUUGUCUCUAAGAAGUUCAUUAGAGGUCUGUGAUGACAAGAUUGAAAAGGAGAGGUAUACAGAGAAACUAAUGAAAAGCCUUGCAGUUAUCUCACAUUCAGUGUUUAAUACAAACACAGAAGAGCAGGCUAGAGUAAAAGAAAAAACUUUGCAGGCAUUUCAAAUUGAGCACGGAUGCUAUGAUUCUUGUUCUCUAGAUAUAAAAAGUACAGAGCAGUCACAACUAAUAGAUCACAGCAUAGUUUCUGUAACAGUUAAUGAGACUGGCCUGUCUAAUUUAAGUAACAGCAUUAAUUUAUUAGAACAGCAGCCAUCAGAAAGAGACGAUGAUCAUAUCUCUGAGAGAAGUGAUACGAAUACAGAGCACAAUCAAAGUGAAAUUUGUUUACCUACUAGUGGUGGAAACAGUAAUGCAUCGUUCUGUAAAAUGCAGCAGGUUCUAACAGACACAGAAUCUGAACUGCAGCCUAUGGCCAAUGUAUCAGCAAAAGAAGGCAGCCAUAUGGAAAACACAGCAUCUUCUCAAGAAUCAUCAGUGAAUCCUUUACAACAGCUGCAGCUUUUUGUUGCAAGGACAGUUAAGCACAAUGAAGAAGAAAUGAGGGUGCCAUGCUUUUCAGGCCUUGUUCCAGCACCCAGCCAAACCACACCUAAUCUGUCUCCUGAGCAAAAGCAAAAUGAAUUUAUGUCUGCAAGUAACCUAGAAUGUGAGGCUUCAGUAACAUGCACUUCUUCCUCUUUACAUACAGUGUUUUCUACUUCAGGAGGGACAUUAAGAGCUUUGGAUAACACAUCUGAAGAGGUGAAUGGACAGCAUCGCUCUGUUACAGAUAAACUGAAAGAAUCCUGCAAGGAUAAUGUGCUGCUUGAAAAACAGGCACAGUCUUUGUAUAGCCCCCCACAAAACAAGUUAAUAGACGAAACAUGUAUAACAGAUAUUUCUCCAGAACCGCCAUCCCCCUUAUCAUUAAACAGAGUUGUAAGUCCAUUGGUAGAGCAUUUUACAGGUAAAACUCUGGUAAUUAGUGAGCCGAAAAAUGGUGGCAGUUCUGUAGCUGUGACAUGUAAAGAAUACAAAAAAUCAGACAACUCAGAUGCUAUCUCAGUUCCAGAAGGAACUUCAGGUACUUUGGUGAAGCUGCAAAUGAGUGCAAGUAGUCCAGAGGCCACAUCUGACUGUAAUAAAUCUGAUUAUGAUCUGCCAUUAACAUUAGCUGGAGAAAGCAGUGGAAAGGAAGACUUCCAGACAGCUGAGUCAGCUCUGCAAACUCGUACAAGCUCUGUCAACUGUGACCUGAAUGCAAAAUACCAAAGAACUGAAGAUGAACAUUUUCAGCCAAGUGAUAAAUAUUUAGUAUCCACUGAAAUGCUCUCAGAAAACAAAAUAAUUACCACAGAUGCCCACAUCAGAGAAAGGGUUUAUGCAUACAGCAAUUCUUCACUAUCUUUGGAAAAGUGUACUAUAGGGCUACCUCAUUCAACAAACGAUGAAUCAGAAAGAUUAAAAACACCUACUCAUCUGAUAAAAGAUAGUGAGAAAAGACACUGUUCUCAAAAUCUGACAGCUUGUUCAGUACCUUUUAUUUCAGAAGCGGGAACAGUUAGUCCAAAAGGUACAUUUAAAAUCCCCCAAAAUAACAGUGAGGUAGAAUAUGAUGUAUCAACUUGUAUUAAUGCUCCUUGCAGUCUAAUAACUGAAGCUUUUGGGGAGUUUUCUAGUAAGAUUUUGAGCGAUGUACAGCAAUCUGACCAAAAGAAUGGCACUCAGAAUUUGUGUGACAAUGAUCAGCCACCUAACAUAAACCCUCUUGAAAUAAAUUUGCUCCCACAGUUAGAUUUAUCAGUUGCCUUAGGUACUGAAUGUCAGUCCUACAAGGAAGCUUGUUCUGGUGAAUCAGAAGAAAAGGACGCAGAUUCUGCAUUAAGAAACACACCAACUCUUGAACAUGAAGAUAUCUCUGCAGACCGACUCAAGUGCCCCUCUUCAGAGGUAUUGUGUUCUCGUUACAAAGCUGGUGAUGAUGAUUCUACAGCUAGCCAAAUUAAUGACUUAUUAUCAUUACCAGAAGCACUUCUUAACGAACAGCAUCCACCACAGGAAGUGGCAAGCCCUGUCAUCUCACCAAAGGAGCACAACUCAAACACUGAUGACUAUGAUAUUUUUAGUUCUUAUAGAGGAAAGUGUUUUGUGAAAGAGCUGCCAUGCUGUGAAGAUAACAGAACUGGUUGGCUUUGUAUACCAUCCUGUAGCCCACUAAGUGAUCAGGAGACUAUAUCAUAUGAAACAAAAAUAUCUGAUCUUCAUAGUCCCGCUCCUGGAAUUAGACAUAGUUCAGAGCUUACAGAAGUGUCUGAUAAUACCCUUUUCUCAAAUCAAGACGUAGUUAGAGACUUUAACUUAUUUACUUCUAUGGAAAUGAAAAUACCAGGAAGUGAAUGUGGAGCUAGUAUGCAUAGCAAUACAGAUAGAGCACAAGGUGACGUAUCCAGCAGCUUGAAGUCUAGGGCAAGUAGGGAACCAUUUAAUCAUGCACAAGAGGAUUCUUCUGCAAAACAGCAACAGAACAAAGCACAAUCUGCAGUAAUAUGUGAUGUGUGUUCAGCAUCAUUUAGGUCAAAACCAGGCUUGAUGAGGCAUAAAGCUUUUAAACAUCGUGCAAAAUGUAAUGAUUCUUCAGUGAUGCACCAGGCUUCUAAAAACAAAUUGGACAUUGUGCUUUCAGAAAAAAGUAUGCCCUGGAAUAAUGAUUUGAGAAAAAAUGUUGAUAGCAGCUUCAACAAUGAAGGAAGCAAUCUAAAGGAAAAUGACUUGCAUUCUGUGGGUCAUCAUGAAAAUGAAACUUCUUCAGAAGAUGUGCAACAACUACUCAUCCAUAUGACAACUACAGCAAGUAACCCUAAAGUGAUAUCAGAAACAAGCUGUGAGUCCUGUGAACUUAAUCUGGAGCAUAACUCCGCAGACGUUUUAAAAGAAACUGUGAAAUCAAAGGCUAGAAAAGGUUCUGAGACUGAGCGAUUGCAUCAGUUUGCUGAGAAAGAUACAUGUAUUGAAGAAAAUCAAGGACCAGAUUGCAAACCUAAAUCCUUAAGUAAGAAGAGGCCAAGUCUUCCAAAAUCAGAGAUUUCUGAAACCAUUUCUGUUAAUAAACAAAGAAAGAAGCAUGUUCGAGGAGCACAGAAUGGAAGCCAAAGUAGGUUUGCUGACACCCAUAAAAAUAGCCGGGAUACUAUUCCUGACAGUAUGUUAAAAUCAAUUAAAUCAGACCUUCUUAAAGCAAUCAUGUGUCCCAUACAGUCUAGCAGUUCACCAUUUGUAAAAGAAAAGGAUGGAUUUCAUUCUAAUGUUCAGUCUAAUUUAGAAGAAGCUUUGAAUCCUGUUCAAGAGAAGUGUAAUGCAGAAGAAGAAAGGUCCUUGAAUACUGCAGUACAUGCCCAGCAAUACUGUGAAAGUAAUACAGAAAGCAUACAAGGACACAGAUGUGAUGGUGCUAUCAUUGAAGAUGGAUGGCAGGCAAUGCCUUUUAGAGAAGAUGCUGACAAGUAUGUUGAAAAGAGAGAGUAUAAUGCAAAUGAGGAGAUGUCCAGUAAUAUUAAGGAGAAGAACUAUCCCCCAGUAAAUAAUUUAUUCAAUGAAUGCAAAGUAAACAAUAAUAAAAAUCCCUUCGGCGCUCCUGAUAUGUAUGAAACCCUAGCGUCUGGAAUAUCAAACAAUGAGAACUCCUCGAAUAAGCAACAGAACAAAACUGCUGAGCGCCUAGAUAAUGAAGAUGCAUAUUUGGAGGCAGUAAUUUGCUCUGGAGAUAUUCAACUAAAGCAAAAUCAGAUGCCUACAUCUAGUGCUACACCAUCAGAAAUAGAUUUGCAUAAUUUGUAUGAUGAUGAAAGUACGUUUUCUCAGUUAUUUCCUGGAGGUGAGAAUGUGAUUAGAAGAAGAUGCGUAAGAGUUUAUGGAAACAAAAAUAAACAAAUGAAAUGUAAUUCUGAAACAGUGUGCGAGAAUGAAACUUCAGCGCAGCUAACUGUACAUGGUGACACACAGGAUCCAGACCACCAAAAUGACAUUUCUGGUUGUGGGGAAAGGCCAAUCGUAUGUGAAUAUGAGACAAUCUCUGUUGAUGAUGCAUUAUUACUAAAUAUGCAUCAUAACAACAAAAAUGCUAAGAAUAUAAAUUUUGAUCUAUAUGACGAGGCACUUAAGACUGAAUUAGAGGACAACUAUCAGGCUGGGGAUUUUGUUGGCAAAGCCACCAAAGCUGAAUUACAAUUCUUGUAUCAAAAUAAAGUAACAGAAGUUCUAUGUAAACCACAUGUAAAGUCAACAAAACUAGAUUUUUCUGAUGAGACAGUGAAGAAUGCAAAUAAUGAAAUGCCAAAUAAGCUUUCCAGUGAUGUCAAAAAGGAAGGAAUACCACUGUCUUUGGCUGCUGCUGAAACUUGUGAUGAGACAGCUAGAGGCAGCCUCUGUUCUGAGUUUCACACAAUUGACAUGGAAGCACUGAACACGAAACUGGAAAUUGGAGAUGCUUCUUACUUUACAACCAAUGAUCAAGGUGGUAAUUUUGCUGUUGACAGCUUUCACUCUACCAGCAAAGCAGAGGACACAAACACGUAUAGCAGGACUAAACUGGAAGGAAAUAAAACAGCUAAAAAAAACCGAACUGUUACAAGGACCAAGCAGUACAAAUGCAAAGUAUGUUUCCAGUGGUUUCUAACCCUAGGUGAGCUAGAUUUUCAUAAGCUUUCCCAUAAUCCAUCACCACCACCAACAUGUUACAUGUGUGUUCAGCGUAAGUUCAGCUCUAGAGAACAGUUGCGGGACCAUUUAAAUGAAAAACAUGCUAAGAAGAAAGCUGGCCUCUGGACAUGUGGUAUGUGCCUGAAAGAAAUAUCUGAUGUGUGGAUGUACAAUGAACACUUGAGAGAACAUGCAACUCAGUUUGCAAGGAAAGGGCAAGCUCAGAAAUCAGUUAUGGAUUGUUUCACUGAUGACAAUGUAGUCACAAACUUUUUGAACACAAUCCUGUUUAGAAGACUCGCUAAGUCAUCAAAACACUCAGAAGCAGACAACAGGUGCUCCCUAAAUAAGGACAGCAAGGUCUUUGGUGACUGUCAUGAGCAGGAAGCAACAGAUAAAGUGACAACUGACAGUGAUACUAAAUAUAAACUGAAUACCACCAGUUCUAUCAAAGUGUCCACAAGUCCAUCUUCUGAUGAUGCCCCAAAAGCCGAUUUAGUACACAAGAACAAUUUAAUGCAUCCAGCCUGCAAAGAUCCUUCUAGGGACUGUCAUCACUGUGGAAAACAGUUUCCAAAGCCAUUCAAGCUUCAGCGACAUUUAGUUGUCCACAGUUUGCAAAAGAUGUAUCUGUGCCAUAAGUGCCCUGUAUUUUUUCAGGAUAUGGCAGAUCUCAGAAAUCAUCUGAAUAAAGAACAUGGGAUAAUGGAAGAACCUGAAAUUAAGCACACUACACUUUAUGCAUGUGAGCUGUGUGCAGAUGUAAUGCAUAUUAUUAAAAAAUCAUUCAUCUGUAGCACAUGCAAUUACACAUUUUCUAAAAAGGAACAGUAUGACAGGCAUAUGGAAAAGCACCUUGAAGGUGGUAAUACAACAAUUAAAUUUAGGGGAGUGAUGAGACCUUACAUGUCAACUAAAGAGAUAAACUGUCAGCAGCCAGAGACACUUCUAUCUGACUGCCUAUUGCCUACCAAAAAACCAAGGACUGCUCAGGAUGAUAUAACGUCUUUCACGUGCACUAAAGAUCCCACAUCUAUUAAACAUUUACAGCUCUGCAAUGAGAUGGACUUGCAUUUAUGUGAGAAAAACAUGCCUGUGCCUCCAGUAUUAUUCCCAGAUGUGGACAGCAUUCCUGCAUCAAGUUUACAAAACAGCACUGUAAAAACUGAAGAUGUGGUUGGAGAUUUCACAGAAAUUCUGUCACAGCUGGAGGAUGGUCAGUCUCAGGCUGAUGCAGUUCCUCAGCUGCCAUGUUUAUCUCCACCUCUUUCUCAGAGUAUAUUCAAUGAAACUGAAGGAGCUGAAAUUUCCAGCUUUUCUAUGGAAAGUAGUAGUCAAAAUUACGAAGCACUGUCUCCCACUGAUUUUAUGGAUAAUGCUGAGCUAAGAAUAACUGGCAACUUCACUGGUUCAUCGCAGGAUAAACAGAGUGCAUCACGUUUUGUAGAUUUUCCUGAAGAUGUAUAUGCUGGGUUUAGCCUUCCAGUUACAAAUCAUACAGAAAGUAAUCCUCUGUUUUGUGAAAAUCCUACUUCACCACAAAACAUUAUGAACAUAAUACCUCUUUGUGAUAAAGAAAAGGAAAGAACUGAAUUUUCUGAUGUCACCGAGAAGAUUUCAGGUGAUGAGGCUCAGCAACCACAAUGGAAUAGUCAAAAUGUUGCAUCUGCAAAUGUACAAAGUUUAACAAAAGAAGAUAUCAUUAUCCAAGACUCCCUUCCUUCCAAAAAUGUGCCACUUGUGUCAAACAGUAGUAGAAAAGAUGGCAGCAUUUGUAACCAGAAUGAGCACAUCUGUAAUGUGGUCAAAGAACAAACAACAGAUAACAAUUUGAUGCUCAAUAAAGUAAACAGCAUUCAAAUUCCGCCUUUGUCAACAGAAAAGCUACUGACACCUGAUUUUGGUUGUAACUCAAGGGAAAGUAUUGGUGUCAGCGUAACUAAAGGAAUAACAAAUGUUCCAAAACUAACUUUGGGACAGAAUAAAAAUGAAACAUCAAACAAUGCAAAAGAAUAUCCUGAUUCCUGUACACCCAGUGAGAAGCAAUGUGUUGAAGUAUCACUCAAAUGUUAUCCUAAGAAAAGGAAAGAGCAUAAGCCAUUGAACAAUACAAUUAGUACUGAUGUCCGGGAGCAUGUAGAAACUAAUAAGAAAAAAAAGGUCCGUGUGCAUAGUCCAGGUCGAUGUGAAAAUACCGUAAAUGCCAAAAAAACUGAUCUCAUUCAUAACCUUGCAAAUCUUUCCAGCAUUAAAGAUAAUGCCACAAACUAUAAAUUACACAAUAAACCUAAAACUGGAGCCAUUAACAAUCAGCUAAAAAGGAUUGUCUUUGAUAGCUAUGGCCAGAAAAAAGUGGACAUACAUCAUGGUAAUGGGGAAUUCAAAUGUAAAAAGGAGUCCUUUGGAAGAACAUUUCAUCAUAUAAUGUUCAAAGGCCCCUCUUCUCCUAUGAAUAACUCCAUAAAUAAAAAUAGAUCAGCCUCAAGUCUGAAACCUGCUGACUCUCAAAAUUACAGAACUGCAGAGUCACAGAACAAUUUGCUGAGUCAGCUUUUUGGGCAGAAAUUGACUAGCUUCAAAAUCCCUUUAAGAAAAGACCUCUCUGAGUAAAUUCUUACAAAUACUAAAUUUAAGUGGGUACUGAAAUACUGUGUUCAGAAUAGCUGCAAGGCAAAAAUAUAUGAAACAAUUAAUGUAUUGUUCCUACAGCACUGUAUUUCUCUUUAGCUUUACCUAACUUGCACUUCUGCAUCUGUGAAAACAUUUGCUUUUUUGUUUGCUAACAUAGUUUAGUUAAUCUAUUUGUGCAUGGAGAUGCCUGGUAUUUUGUUGAUGUUGUUACUGAGUUUCACAAUAGAAAACAUAAUCUUGUUAGGCAAACUGACAUUUCAGUAGUUAUUUUCAGUUUAGGUUACAAACUAUUGUUGAACCUGCAAUCCUGCUUGCUUUAGAAGCAAGUUUGUUUUAUUACUGAACAAAAUACUUGAAGGCAGACAUUUUUAAGUGAGUUGAAAUGUCCUGGGCAAAGAAUGUUUUGCACACUUAUUUUCGUAGAAAUUUGAAAUCAUUUACGAAAUAAUGAGUCACACAAUAACUGUUAAAGUUCAGACUUUUAUUUGCGACAAAACUUUGUAUUAGGUGUUUACUGUCUGCCAUCUGAUGGUGAUUUUGGAAUUACAGAAGCCAUUGGCAACUCAACCUUUUGGAACAGAGGUAGGGUUUUCUCCAGAACGUAUUUUCAGUGUGACCACUUUAGAUGUUACAAAGGAGUUGAUGAUGCUGUCCUGGACAACUAUAUCUUCAUAUUUACUGUACUAUAGCGGAAAGUCCUUUUUUUUCGGUAUGUUGCCUUACAAGUACAUUGUGCUACUCUCUCUAGCAACAUCAUUUUAUCUCCAAGGGACACAUUGGUUUCAUAGUCUUACUGUAAUAUAUGCAGCUUUAAACAACGGACUUCAUUCAGAAACUGGUGCUAUUUCAUUGUAAUGUGAAAACAGUUCUCCUUGAGAAAAGAGGAAGGUUAAGAAGUGAAAUUUCAACAUCAAGAUUCACGUAAUGCUGGUACUCAGUAGAGCUGAAAUCCUUAAGCAUCUAUCAUGUUAACUUGUAUGCAAAUGGAACUUAUUUUAAGUUAGAAUGCAAACUCAGGUGCAGAUAAGGACACUGAAUUAUAAGAAGAAGAAUUCUAAUAAUAAUAAUAAUAAUAAUGAUGCUAUUGAAGUACUCCCAAAUCAAGGAGGUGUGUUUGUGCACUGAUGAUACAUAAAACAUUCAGAGUACACUUUGACUAUCCUGCAAGUUCUUAAAUUAGAUAUAAAGAUGCUUUAUAUUCCUGUUUUGUAUCUAUCUUUUAUGUUUUAUUGUAUAAAAAUGUAGGUAAUAUGUUUGGGUUCAAUGCAUAUGUCAAAAAAGUUUAUUUUAAUAUUUUGUCAAAAAAGCAUAUUUGCAGUUUCAUGUUGUUUGUGUGCUACAAAAGUGCCUCUCAACAAUGUUGUUAAUUAAAAUAAAAAAUAUAUGAGUUA